Messenger RNA from Haplochromis burtoni (Burton's mouthbrooder), 3686 nucleotides. RefSeq names its product LIM homeobox 5 (gene lhx5). The coding region runs from base 901 to 2091 and encodes 396 amino acids. Gene Ontology annotation, biological process: neuron differentiation; regulation of transcription by RNA polymerase II. Gene Ontology annotation, molecular function: DNA-binding transcription factor activity, RNA polymerase II-specific; RNA polymerase II transcription regulatory region sequence-specific DNA binding. Gene Ontology annotation, cellular component: nucleus. NCBI's taxonomy places the organism in Eukaryota, Metazoa, Chordata, Actinopteri, Cichliformes, Cichlidae. The record is from RefSeq and is a predicted model, not a curated record. The transcript has 5 exons.
AGAAAAGGCCCGCGUCCCCCCUCCUCCUCCUGUCUUCGCCCAGCACAGCCUUGUUCGGCUACUCCCUCUCCCAACAAGCUACUUCUAGUCCGAUUCAUUUCAGAGGCGUGCCCGUUGUACCUAUGCACUGACAUUUUCACGUUCAUCGCCAGUAAAAUGUUCUGACGUUCAUAGUCUAACCUGCAACUGAUGCAUUCCCUUCUAAAGCCAGUGCCGUCUCCGUGACCCACCGUGAAACUUCCUCAUGCCUGUUGGCCUCUAUCAGCGCCACUACAAACACCCUGCAUCCACGGCCUAGGUGUUUUCUGCUCAGGGUCCGCUCGGAGGCUACAGCUAUGAACGUGUAACCAUAACAACUGCGCUCUGAUUGGCUCUUCUGGCACGGGAAUUAACAAGGGCGUCAUCCAAUCUCAGCGCAGGAAGCGCGUCGCGCUGGCAAAACCUCGUGAUAACCAAGGCACAGGGACGUGCAAGUGGCGACGUGAGGUGAGCCUGAAGGAAAUUACUGGACCCCAAACAAAGCGUGAGCAAAAGGGAUAAAUUAUUUAGAAGUAAACACGUUUAAAAAAUGAUGUUUUAACAUUGAAUUGGCGAGAAAACAUGUCUGGUUUGGCCAUUACGCAGUCCAUCAGCUGGCGCAGCUGAAUUUUUUCUCCCCUCUUCUCCUCUGGAUUUGUGGAUUGUGACAAGUAGCAGGACAGCGACCAAACAGGACCAGGACUACAGCAGUUCUCGGGGAUUGUCACUCCGCUGCCUUUGAACGACAGGUCCCUCCAGUUUUCGCCUGACAGCACACCUCUCUGAGCCAAGACGUUGUUCCGCGUAAACUCGGAGUGCCCAAGUCCGAGCAGCGCAGUCCGCGUGGGUAGGUCGGCACUCGGCGUCCUGCAGGCCGGCGAUAUGAUGGUCCAGUGUGCCGGGUGCGAACGGCCCAUCUUGGACCGGUUCCUCCUCAACGUGCUGGACAGAGCCUGGCACGCCAAGUGCGUCCAGUGCUGUGAGUGCAACUGCAACCUCACCGAGAAGUGCUUCUCCAGAGACGGAAAGCUCUAUUGCAAAAUUGACUUUUUCAGGCGAUUUGGCACUAAAUGCGCUGGCUGUCUGCAGGGAAUCUCGCCGAACGACUUGGUCCGCAAAGCUCGAAGCAAAGUGUUUCACCUAAACUGCUUCACCUGCAUGGUGUGUAACAAACAGCUGUCCACGGGAGAAGAACUCUAUGUGAUAGACGAGAACAAGUUUGUGUGCAAAGAUGAUUAUCUGAGCUCCGGGGCCAUAAAGGAAGUCAACUUGAACUCAGUGUCGUCGUGCACAGAUAGGAGUUUAUCGCCGGAUCUGCAGGACCCAAUACAGGACGACAUAAAAGAGACGGACAAUUCAACGUCCUCAGAUAAGGAAACGAACAAUAUUGAGAACGAGGAGCAGAACUCUGGGGCCAAAAGGCGGGGGCCCCGGACCACCAUCAAGGCCAAGCAGCUGGAAACGUUAAAGGCUGCUUUUGUUGCCACGCCGAAACCGACCCGGCACAUUCGAGAACAGCUGGCACAGGAAACAGGGCUGAACAUGCGCGUCAUCCAGGUCUGGUUCCAGAACAGAAGAUCCAAAGAACGGAGAAUGAAGCAGCUGAGUGCUCUGGGCGCCCGACGGCAUGCCUUCUUCAGGGGCCCGAGGAGGAUGAGGCCGCUGGGAGGCAGGCUGGAAGACCCAGACAUCUUAGGACCUGGAGCCUACGGUUACUAUGGAGAAUACCAAGGUGACUAUUAUGGACCAGGGAGCAACUACGACUUCUUUCCCCAUGGCCCUCCAUCAUCACAGGCUCAAUCUCCGGCUGACUCCCCCUACAUCCUGGGCUCUGGUCCCGGAGCGAUGGAGGGUUCAGGCCACCACCCGUCAGAUGACCAAAGGUUCACGGACAUGAUCUCCCAUGCGGAAACUCCCAGUCCAGAGCCGGGCUUACCAAACUCACUUCAGCCUGUCCCGGGGGAGGCAUUCGGGGGUGGGCCCAGUCCUCCUUUCUCCUUGGCCAGUAAUUCCAGUUACAGCGCUCCAAUGUCCCACCAAGGCCAGGAGAUGGGAGAAACCACCGCUUGGUAAAGGACAAAAACGCAGGGACCAUUGCCUAGGCUGAAUGUCAGCCUAGUUAAUUCAGGAGAUGAAUUAAAAAAACAAACAAAACAAACAAAAAAAAAAAACAUUGUGGGGUGAAAAUUACAGCUCAGAUUUUUAUGGACUGAUUUUCACAACUGAUGAACUGAUGGACAGAAUCAAGAAUGGGAUAGCUUGUAGGAGAACGUAAUAUUUGCUGCCCAGUAGACACUCCAAAGCAUAUCCCUUCCUGGAUUACUGGACUUGAAAUAUAUAUAUUUAAAAAGAAAAAAAAAUGCGAUUCCACCCAGCAAAAAUGCUUCUCGCCUUCCCCUUGACGUUAACGACGGUAUCAUCUAAUAGGGAGAAAUGCCAAAGGGGACAUGUUUAGUUCUCUUAGUUUCUCACCACCUUCUUUAAGACAUUGCUUCAAAGCAGUAUUAGUUUCCAUUCUGUUGCUCUUCAAUGCCACUUCACGCUCAGCAUAACAAAGGAGCCGGUUUUGAUACAUGCUUUAAUGUUCAUCUACAAACACGCCUGUUUCAAUCGAGGCAGCUUAUUUUAAACAUUCGCCAACAUGUCAAAUCAAAAGCUGCCACUUGAUAGACACGCUGACACCUCCAGCACGGCACUGACAUUCUCUAGCCCACGUCUCAGCUAUAAGUCCCUUAAUGCACACAAAGCGUUCUUGAUCAUAGCUCAAAAGAAGGAUGUCUAUACCAUUAUUCAAAACACGGACACAAUUAUACAGACACUUGUACCCACACACACACACACAUACACACACACGGACAAAUCUCACACCCAUCGAAGCGGCCCUGAUAGUUCUGCUCUGCACACUGCUUCACCUGACCUUCCUUUUGUUACUGUCCCUUUUAAAAAACAUGUUUUAAUGGAAUUGAUUUUCAAAAGAACAUUGAACCCAUAAUGGAGAAUGUCCUUCAACAGCUGAGGUCUCCUUCCUCUAAAGAGAGAAAACAAAAGAGGGGGCAGACAACAUCUGUGACAUUACCGCUGUCUGCUCCGAAGCACUCAUUGCCAUCUAGUGGCCACAUUUUUAAGGCACAGAGAAUUAAAAUAAGCUCAAAAGCGGCAGACUCGGGUUGUGUGUGUGUGUUUGUGUCUAUCACUGUGUGUGUGAACAUCUUUGUGCUUCAAAGGACAAAUUCUCUGCAUUUUAUUUCAGACCGAUCAGGGCCAAGUGUCACCACAGCUGCUAUUUGAAAAGUCCGCCUUUGUGAAAACAUAUUAAAAGAAAGAAUGAUUAUUUUUUGUCUCUCAAUUCCUAAUUUCAAGUCCAUGUCAUUCUUUACUCUCUCAGCUCAAUCUCAUCUCUACACAAAAUGUCUCAAACAGACCACAUCUAACACGAGGAAUGCUGUUUUUUUUCUGCAAUGAGUUAGCUCUACUUGAAAUUUUGUUUUCAGAUCGUCUGUAUUUCCUUUCAACAUUGUUUCAGAUGUAGGAAGAAUGUGUCUUUUUUUCUGUUGUAUGGAGAUAUUCUUGGAUACAGGACUGAGUGGGAGCUUGUCUGUGUCUUUCUGAACGCUUGCGAGUGUGUGUGUGUGUGUGUGUGUGUGUGUGUGUGUGUGUGUGUGUGUGUG